UGCCCAUGUCAGAGUUUCAUGUGAGUCACAAACAAUGCUAUGGCUACCACCAAACUGCUUCUGAGCCGCAAGAUAUGUUAAGAAGAGCUUUCCUUCACUUUCAGCUGUAGCUUAGUGUUCAUCCCCAACACUUGGUUUUCGCUGAGGAGCCUACACGACAGGCUUGAGGGCACCGCAUCGCGUGUGUUAUUUCCUCACCAACUAUUGACAAGUCUUCAGUGCGUUGUGAUUCCCAUCCCUGCUCUAGAGAUAUGGGCGGCUCCGUUUUCAAACCCGAUGGCCUGUCCACUCCACGCAUGCCCCCCAAAGUCUACGACUCGGUUCUCUCUCACGCCGAGGAACUUCUCAGGGCACACUUUAAGCUCGUAGGCCACGCAAUCGAAGCACCCGCCAAGGCCUCGCACGGAGAUAUCGAUAUCCUUGUGGCAGACCCUUUCGAUCGAAAUGUGACUGCUGGGCGUGAAGUUGGGCGUUUUCUGGCCGAUCUGCUGGGCGCCGAAAAGUGGAAGAAAAUGAGCGGCACUUCGACAUAUCAUCUAGCCUUGAGGUGGCCAAAGGGCUUCGAAGACCUGUUGAUAGCAGACGGAGACACGAGUCAAAUGGCCAGCGACGAUGAGCCGAGUCCAAGAGCUGCCGAUGCAGUUGGUACCUCCUCCGCUACAACUGAUAGCUCCACGUCCUCAUCUUUGCCCAUUCCUCUUGGCUCGACCCAGAAAUACAUCCAAGCCGAUAUCAACGUCAUGCCUACCUCGGACUACUUUCGUUGGCACACCUUCAUCCAAGCGCACGGCGAUCUCUGGCAAAUGCUUGGAGGGAUCGUCCGCCGCUUCGGCAUUACCCCCACCUCCAGAGGAUUGUUUUUGCGGAUAGCAGAAGUGGAAAUGCAUAACAAGGAUCAAGCAAGAGUUCUGAUGAGCAGCGAUCCGGAUACAGUCUUGGACUAUAUGGGGCUGGAUAGAGAAAGGUACUGGAGGAUGUUUGGGAAUUGGGAGGAGAUGAUGGACUACGUGGCGACUUGCAGGUUUCAUGACCCGGCUCGCUGGAAAGAUCGGGCCAAACAUGACGAAAGGGGUGAAGAGGAGGAAAUCAAGGAAGAAAAUGACACGGGAGCGAAUCUUUUGAAAGCAAAUGACCGCCAGCGCGCCGCCAAGCGACCCGUUUUCGCGUACUGGAUCGAAAAAUACCUUCCCGCUCACGUUGAUGAACCACCAGGCAACUCUGCACUCCUGACAAGGCAAGACGUCAUCGAAGACGCCAAGAAGUACUUUGGUAUCGAAUUUGCGAACAAGUUUGAAGAGAGGAAGAACAAGAUGGUCCGCCAGAUCAAGGUGGACAAAUUGUGGGCUGAUAUCAGGAGGAGCCUGCCAAUAGAAGGCAUGGAAAUAGGAUACGUCAUGAAAGGCAUGAAGAGAGAGAUUGUGGGACAUCGCGAAGGACAAUCGGUGGAGCCGGAGAAGCUUGAAGGAUUAGACGAAGCCAGAGCGGCAUUCGAAGCAGGGAAAUUUGACGAGGUGCUGCAGUGGGCAACACUCAACUGGAAUGAGAUUGGACAAAGACAGAGGAGGCUGGAUCAAGAAAAGAGUCAGGUCCAUCUCUUGGAGAAGGCCAAUGGCGACGGGCGGCGAGGGAAGGGGAGGAAACCAAGCCCUCGAAGAUGACUCUACACCGAGACCUCAAUAUCCUUUCGUCGAUCCUAUCAUCCGGUCUCUUCCGAAACCCAGCAGUAGCACGACUUCCAGUCGAAGUCGCAGCCCUAUGAAACGGAAAAUAGACUUCGAUAUAACGUACCCCCGAAUCACGUUCAAUGAGGACAAAAGGAUGUUUAUAGACGAGGAUUGGGC
Cladophialophora immunda is the source of this 1841-nucleotide messenger RNA. RefSeq lists its product as uncharacterized. The coding region runs from base 252 to 1658 and encodes 468 amino acids. The transcript has a single exon. The record is from RefSeq and is a predicted model, not a curated record. Lineage: Eukaryota; Fungi; Ascomycota; Eurotiomycetes; Chaetothyriales; Herpotrichiellaceae.